GAAGCUCUAUGCAGAACUGUGCCAGGGUAUCGUCGACAUAGCCAUAUCCAGUGUCUUCCCACCCCCGGAUAUGGAGCAGCAGCCACAGCCUGCUGCGUUCAUCAAGCUGUGACAUACAGAGUUGCACAGAGCUGCCUUGGGAAACACACGAGGUCCUGCUCCAGGGGAAGGUGAAAAGAUUGGACUGCUCCUUAUCCAGGCACAACAGGGAAAGAGAGGCACCUCCAACAGAUGAGACUGAAGAGAGUGCAAGAAGAAAAGGUGACUGCCGAAAAGCUGGUGGAGCUCUCAAUGUGCUGCUGAAACUCUACAAAACUCUAGCAAAUGUCUCUGAGGGGAGAGCAGAAUAUUCUGAGAAUAUUUUGAGGGGACAAAAGCAGGGAUUUGGUUAUCAUGUGUUCUCAUCCUUUGAAAGAGUCUUUUGACCCUUAGGUAACACUGGAGUAAAAGCCCUCCUCCCUGGAGAUAGGGUGGCAGGCCAGGGACUUCUGCUUGGUGUCUUUCCACCUGCUGCAGCCUUAGUGCCUUAGCUCUGUGCCCAGCUGCAGCCCUGCUGUUCUGGGACAUGGACAGAACAUUAAAACAUAUUGAAGGUUGCCCAUGUAUUUCCCCUCCACAACACUCUGCUCUGCACCCUUCCCCCACAAGCCCUGGAUAAGCAUGCACCAGUAGUCCUUAGUUUUGAGAGGUGCACCAGCCUCUCUGCAAAGGCCAUUUUCCUUGCCACCUUGUUGGUGGCAUGUGGUUGAGCACCUGUCAGGGGUCCUGUGGACUGGACAUCAAACAGCAUAUGCUGCUGUCUGCAUGUUUUAGAAACAAAGCAGCAAGUCUAAUGAAUCUGUGACCAUCAAAUAAGCAUGAGAGAGAGGAAAAAAGGUAACUUGCUUUACUUAAUAGGUUUGGGUGGGGUGUCUUUGAAAUACGAUGUUUCUCAAUUCACAUUGUUUUAAUCAGAAUUUAAAUGCAGUUUUGCAAAUUUCCCUUUCCUGUACCCCCCCCCCACCGCAUACACACUACCACUUUUGAACCUUUGUAAAAACCUCUCAGGGGUCAGGGAAGGUAGAAUUCCAUUCCCCCUCUCCAUCUCCAGGUAGCCCUGGCCAGACACAGGUAGGUGGCUUUCCCCUUUGCUGUUCUCCUUGUACUCCAAGACCUUCUGCAGGAGCUGGAGAU
Molecule: messenger RNA, 1173 nt
Organism: Castor canadensis (American beaver)
Lineage: Eukaryota; Metazoa; Chordata; Mammalia; Rodentia; Castoridae
Source: RefSeq, a predicted model, not a curated record